Caenorhabditis elegans is the source of this 850-nucleotide messenger RNA. RefSeq lists its product as uncharacterized. The coding region runs from base 76 to 810 and encodes 244 amino acids. NCBI's taxonomy places the organism in Eukaryota, Metazoa, Nematoda, Chromadorea, Rhabditida, Rhabditidae. The transcript is spliced from 6 exons. The record is from RefSeq and is marked reviewed.
AUCAAAUCGGAUUGAGCUAGAUUUCUCCACGGAACAUUAAAUUUCGGCAAAACAAAUAUAUUCUGUAAUUGAAGAAUGUCCUUAACUACUCAGAAUCCUGGCAAUCCCACAAACAUCUCAAACAUCUCAUCUCAAAUCGGACCAACAUCUCAAAAACCUAUAGUCGAACUUUGGGACGAUGAAGGACAAGACUUCUUUAUGAAAACUGGAGCAUACAUCAUGGCAUCGUUCAUUUUGCAAAUACUUUCUGUGAUUCUCUUGAUGAAAAUAAUUCGUAUAUACAUGUCGAUACACAGGAAGAAUAUGAGAAAGAAGAAGAUGAUGAAGUUACAACAAACGAAGCAAGAAGAUCCUCCGUCGGCAGUUUUACCAUCUCCGUCCCACUUUACAACACAAACUUCUACAAAUACUGUUGAAGAUGCGAAUAUGGUCCUUGAAGGCAAUGAAAUGCUCAUGAAACACCGAGCGCGACUUCUAAAACCAACCCAAAAGAGAACUACAAAGGAUGGCAAUUCUGAAACACCCUCAACACAUGACGGAACCAGAAAAAUCGUGUUUCAAGAGAAAGGACAAAUUCUUCUAAACACCAACAAUGUUACUGAAUAUGCUGUGAUGGACGGAGAAGACAAACCGGGCGAGAAGAUAAACAUCAAAAAAGUUACAUUUGAUUUUGGAUCGUUUGUUACUUACAAUGUAGGGAUUGACGUGGAUGAAUGGGAAGAGCCAAUUGAGAAGAUUGCGGGCUCCGCAGGUUCGGGUGGAUCAGUUAUGACGGCUAGUAUCAAGCAGAAGUCCAUUAAGAGAUUUUAAAUAAACAAUUUUUUUGUCUUUUUGAAUAAAUAAAUUGUGG